Messenger RNA from Penicillium subrubescens, 996 nucleotides. RefSeq names its product MBL fold metallo-hydrolase. Lineage: Eukaryota; Fungi; Ascomycota; Eurotiomycetes; Eurotiales; Aspergillaceae. The transcript is spliced from 6 exons. The coding region runs from base 1 to 996 and encodes 331 amino acids. The record is from RefSeq and is a predicted model, not a curated record.
AUGACUGGCAUUAUGCAGGGCAUCUUCAUCGAUCCGACAGUUCAACAACCCCCAACUCGUGAUCUCCCUCGUGCAGUCGUUCUCCCCGAUACCCUCCCAACUCCCAAAGAGACGAAACAUCAUCCGACUGAUGGUGGCAACGAGAAUGCCUCAGUAUUUUUUGUCGGAAAUGCGACGGUGAUUAUAGAGUGGGCUGGAAUUCGGAUCAUGACCGAUCCCAAUUUCCUCCACGCUGGUGAUCACGCCCAGUUCGGUGCGGGUGUCUCGAGUGAACGACGCACUAAUCCUGCCGUUGAGUUGGAUGAUCUACCUCGGAUUGAUCUGGUUCUUUUAUCACAUUACCACGGUGACCACUUUGACCAAAAAGUUGAAGCCUCCCUCCGCCGGGAUAUCCCUAUUAUCACCAGCCCCCACGCACGAACCCAACUCACCAACAAAGGCAGCGAGUCCUUUACAAACGUUUCUGCACUGGCUCCCUUUGAAACAAGUCUCGUCGAGAUAUGCGGUACUGGGGGAGCCAAACGACCACUGCUCCGUAUCACAGGCAUGCCUGGUAAACACGUACCCAGCAACGCGGUAGUCGGACUGUUGAAUAAAAUGGCCAAUGCUAUCCCCCCAACAACAGGCUUCAUUCUCGAACUCGGCACCAGCACCGACACCCACGAUCCCACCGACUUCACCCCAGGCUACCGCAUCUACAUAACGGGCGACACCCUAAUGACGGAAGACUUACACUCCAUCCGCCUAAAAUACCCACCCGAAGAAGCACCCAUCGACCUCAUGCUCGCCCACCUGGGCGGAACAAUGAUUCCCUCGCCCACACUCUCGCCGCUCGCGUUCAUGGUUAGUAUGGACGCGGCGCAGGGAGUGCGGUUGAUGAAAUUGAUUGAGCCGGAGGUGACGAUUCCGAUUCAUGUGGAUGAUUAUGAGGUUUUUGGUAGUGGUAUUGGAGAGUUUUGGGGGGAGGUUGAAAGGGAGAAGAGGGGGAGAGGGUGA